AUGGCGUCACCAUCCUGCCGUCUUCUUGUGUAUGCACUGGUUUUCAGCUUAAUAGCCAUUAACACGGUAGCCAAUGAUGAUCAUGAAAAGCCUCCAAGGCCACCUAAUGAUGACGAACAGCGACACUUACCAAAUAAUCAUCAAAGACCUCCAUUUCAACCAUCAAGGUCUCCUCCUCAACUAUUACGAUCACCACCACCACCACCUCCAAGUAAGAAAAAGUCCCCACCACCACCUCCAACUAAGAAAAGGUCUCCGCCGCCACCACCAUCACCACCACCUCCAAGUAAGAAAAAGUCCCCACCACCACCUCCAACUAAGAAAAGGUCUCCGCCGCCACCACCAUCACCACCACCUCCAAGUAAGAAAGAGUCCCCGCCACCCCCUCCAAAGAAGAAAAACUCUCCACCGCCACCGCCGCCACCUCCAAAUAAGAAAAAGUCUCCACCACCACCACCGUCACAACCAACAAAAUAUCCUCCUCCACCACCACCACCAACAAAAUAUCCACCGCUAUCCCCUCCUUAUACUUCUCCUAUACCCCCUCCAAACAUUCAACCAGUUCCAUCACUAUCCCCAUCCCCAUCUCCUACUCCCAUUUUAUCUCAAUCACCUCCUAAUACUUCACCAGUACCCCCUCCAAAUAUUCAACUAGUUCCAUCACUCUCUCCAUCCCCAUCUCCAGCUCCCAUUUUAUUUCCAUCACCUCCUUAUGCCUCUCAAUUCCAACUUUAG
Dovyalis caffra is the source of this 735-nucleotide messenger RNA. NCBI's taxonomy places the organism in Eukaryota, Viridiplantae, Streptophyta, Magnoliopsida, Malpighiales, Salicaceae. The record is from the annotation of a GenBank genome assembly.